AGUUUCGUCAGUUGAACCGCUCGCGAGGAGGGUUGCCAGUGGAGAAGCAACCUUGAUCAUGGACCAGCCGGCCGGCCUGCAGGUGGACUACAUCUUCCGGGGUGUGGAGCAUGCCGUGCGGGUGAUGGUUUCUGGGCAGGUGCUGGAGCUGGAGGUGGAGGACCGGAUGACGGCUGACCAGUGGCGGGGCGAGUUCGAUGCUGGCUUCAUUGAAGAUUUGACUCACAAGACAGGGAACUUCAAACAAUUCAACAUCUUCUGUCAUAUGCUGGAGUCAGCCCUCACUCAGAGUAGUGAGUCAGUCACCCUGGACCUGCUGACCUACACAGACCUGGAGUCCCUGCGGAACCGCAAGAUUGGGGGCCGCCCAGGCCCCUUGGCCCCCAGAUCGGCCCAGCUCAACUCCAAGCGCUACCUGAUCCUCAUCUACUCUGUGGAGUUUGACAGGAUUCACUACCCGCUGCCCCUCCCGUACCAGGGCAAGCCAGACCCCGUGGUUCUGCAGGGCAUCAUCCGGUCACUGAAGGAGGAACUGGGCCGCCUGCAAGGGCUGGACGGCCAGAACACUCGGGACACCCGGGAGAGUGAGAUCUGGCACCUGCGGGAGCAGGUGUCGCGCCUGGCGUCCGAGAAGCGGGAGCUGGAGGUGCAGCUGGGCCGAUCGCGCGAGGAGGCGCUGGCCGGGCGCGCGGCGCGCCAGGAGGCCGAGGCGUUGCGCGGGCUGGUGCGCGGGCUGGAGCUGGAGCUGCGGCAAGAGCGCGAGCGCGGGCUCGGGCACAGGGUGGCCGGCCGUCGCGGCCAGGAUUGUCGCCGUCUGGCCAAGGAGCUCGAGGAGGCGAAGGCAUCAGAGCGGAGCCUGCGCGCCCGGCUAAAGACGCUGACCAGCGAGCUGGCUUUGUACAAGAAGGGGAGGCGGACUCCGCCGGUGCAGCCGUCCCCGGCGCGGGAGGACCGGGCCUCAUCGUCCCGGGAGCGCUCCACGUCGCGAGGCCGCGGCGCCGCGCGCUCCUCAUCCCGGGAGAGCGGCCGCGGAAGCCGGGGUCGGGGCCGCCCUGCGCGCCCCUCGCCCUCGCCCACAGGUGGUCGCGCGCUCCGCUUCGACCCCACGGCCUUUGUGAAAGCCAAGGAAAGGAAGCAGAGAGAGAUCAAGAUGAAGCAGCAGCAGCGGAACCGAUUAGGCAGUGGGGGAAGCGGGGACUGUCCGUCCGUCUCCUGGUCUCGCCAGACACGGCCCCCUGCUGUCGUGACUGGCCGAGGGGACGCCCCUAACCGCUCCCGAAACCGCAGCUCCUCAGUGGAUAGUUUCCGCAGCCGCUGCUCGUCUGCCAGCUCCUGCAGCGAUUUGGAGGAUUUCUCUGAGUCGUUCUCCAGAGGGGGUCACCGCCGCCGUGGGAAGCCUCCCGGCCCAACGCCCUGGAGUGGGUCCAAUACGAGGUCCACCCCCGUGGAACGCAGCCACCAUCAGAAAUCUCUGGCCAACUCUGGGGGCUGGGUCCCCAUCAAAGAGUACAGCUCGGACCACCAGGCGGCUGACAUGGCCGAAAUAGACGCACGCCUGAAGGCCUUGCAGGAGUACAUGAACCGACUGGAUAUGCGGUCAUGAUGUGGAGAAGGGGUACUUGCCCCUCCAUUCCCCACCCACUUGCUGGGUAUGGCAUGGGGGGUGGGGCCAGGGUGGCCUCCAGCCCUGCCCAGGCCCUGCCCUGGCCCCGCCCCUCCUGCUGUCUCUGUGGUCUCAGGUGUGUGAGGCUCUGACCCUGCCCUCUCCCCAGGCAGUGCAUGCUGGGAAGGAGGAUGUGUGCAUUUUGUAAAUAAACAUAUUUGCCCUGGGG
Molecule: messenger RNA, 1832 nt
Organism: Piliocolobus tephrosceles (Ugandan red Colobus)
Lineage: Eukaryota; Metazoa; Chordata; Mammalia; Primates; Cercopithecidae
Gene: CCDC61
Product: coiled-coil domain containing 61
Exons: 14
Coding region: 59-1603 (514 amino acids)
Cellular component (GO): ciliary basal body
Source: RefSeq, a predicted model, not a curated record